AUGAAUUUUAAUUUUAAUAAUAGUCAACAUAUUCAACAAAACUCUCCAUCCAUUAACCUCCCUCAGCCUCAGGAUAAUGUUGUUAUGGUUGAAUACUUUUUCUUUUAUAAACCACACAACGAUUUUCAAAUUUAUCAUAUCACUUGUAAAGAAAUUCCAUUUGAGAUGAUUUCUCGCCUUUUAACUAAUAAUAAUUAUUUGAUUCAUAAUAAUGUUCAAUCAAAUAAUUCACAUUUAUUUUAUUAUCAACAUCCUGGCGAUAAGAAAAUUUAUAAAGUUAUUUGUGAAAUAGUCUCAUAUGAUUAUAUUGUUCGUAUGUUAAACAAAAUUAAUUAUGAAAACGAAUUAAACCUUAACGAACAACAACAAGUGGAGUUUUCUCAAGAACUUAAAGAUAAUUUAGAACUACAUUUAAAGCAUGAUUUAAUCAAUUAUUUGACCUCCUUCAAUAUUUAA
This is a messenger RNA of Rhizophagus irregularis DAOM 181602=DAOM 197198, 456 nucleotides long. RefSeq lists its product as uncharacterized. NCBI's taxonomy places the organism in Eukaryota, Fungi, Glomeromycota, Glomeromycetes, Glomerales, Glomeraceae. The record is from RefSeq and is a predicted model, not a curated record.